Hypanus sabinus (Atlantic stingray) is the source of this 3524-nucleotide messenger RNA. RefSeq lists its product as uncharacterized. Lineage: Eukaryota; Metazoa; Chordata; Chondrichthyes; Myliobatiformes; Dasyatidae. Gene Ontology annotation, molecular function: MHC class II protein binding; protein tyrosine kinase binding. The record is from RefSeq and is a predicted model, not a curated record. The transcript is spliced from 11 exons. Gene Ontology annotation, cellular component: external side of plasma membrane; membrane raft. Gene Ontology annotation, biological process: T cell activation; positive regulation of ERK1 and ERK2 cascade; interleukin-15-mediated signaling pathway. Bases 98 to 1456 code for a protein of 452 amino acids.
CAGCAGAGAAUGGAGUCAGUAUCUGAGAACAUCAACGGGCAUCUCUUCACUACUUCUGAUUUAUUCCGGAUAUCUGGAAAGGGAUGGAAUCUGUGAAAUGAGGCUUCAAAUUGGCUGCUGCAAAAUGUGUUCUCUUCUGAUAUUCAGUUUAUUUGUUUCACUUCUUCAGUCUGAUUUCACCCAAAGAUCUAUCAUCCUGGCGCAAAGAGAACCGAGUUAUGAAAUCCUGAAGCAAUACCAAAAUUUUGAGAUCAAAGUUGUAGCAAAGCCAGGAAAACCCAAGAAGGGCAGUGACAUCACCCUCAGCUGUAUCAUCCCCAGACUCCCAGAUACUGUCAGUCUCCGCUGGAAACCAAGAGACUCAUCUCAGCAGAACAGGAGAAACACUGAUCAAAUCCGGCUGAAUAACACCGUCUAUCUGAUUAUCCGACACGUUACAGUGGAGGAUGAGAAGAUGUAUGAGUGUGAAGUGCGGGUAAACGGAACCAUUGUUAGAACAAGGAAAAGUGAUUUUACUGUAAACACGGGUCCAUAUCGUGAACCUACCAGUUUAUAUCGCUCAGUUACGGAUCACAGUGAAUUCCACCUCAACUGUUACAACAGUAAUGAAGUUUACAACAACGCUAUCUGGAGCUGGACAUCAAUUUUUAAUCAAAGUCUGAAGAAACAAAUUGCAACAGCAUUGAAAUCUCAGCCCGUGAAUGACGUUGACAGCCACUUUGUGAAUCGACUGAAGCUCACAGCGACACCUUUUAACGGCUGGAAUUUCAGUAUGAGGGUUUUUCCUGUGGUGUUUGAGGAUGCAGGAGAGUACACCUGUACACUGGAUCAAAAAUCAUUUCAGACUAUGAAAUUAGUCACAGUUAAAGUCACAGCUGAACUGUCCGAUACAGUGACUGAGGGAGACACCGUUACCCUGAGCUGCUCUGUGUCUUUCGCCACUGCAUCAACGAGACUGGUUUGGAUCAAUGGAGACGGUGAAACUGUUGGAGACAAAACACUGAGUGAUGUAGAGAAAUCACUGAGUCUGAUCAUACAGAAAGCUGACAGAGGCAGAGGGAAAUGGACGUGUGUUGUGUUUGAUCAAGACAGGCUCCGACUUUCACUACCAUAUAGUCUGGAAGUCAAAGGUAAUAACUACACUAAUAAUAUUGCUAUUAUUGGAAGUCUGGUUCUUCUGCUCAUCAUUAUCCUGGGACUGGUGUUGUGUUUGAAGAAGUGCAAGAGAAAAGAUCAGCCACCUGUAACUGAGACCAGUCAUGCUGCUGAAUAUAUGUCUGUCGAUAACAAGUCAAAGCAAGAAGACACAGAGGAAGCUAUUCAUUAUGGGGAUAUAGACUUUAAAAAUGAAACAUCAGGUAGCAGACAUGACAUGCAGGGCAAAUCAACAAUUAAUGUUGGUGAUUCAAAGGAUGGUAAACAUAGUGUCUAUGCAGAAAUAGCACAAGUAACAUGAAUAAACUCAUAAACACAAGAAAUUCUGCACAUGCUGGAAAUCUAAAGCAAUAUAAACAAAAUGCUGGAGGAACUCAGCAGAUUGAGCAGCAUCCAUGGGAAAUGAACAUCAAUAUUUUGGGCCAAGACCCUUCUUCAGGACUGGAAAGGACCCUUCUUCAGGACUGGAAAGGAUAGAUUUCAAUUCCCCAAAGCAAAUAACUAAACAAUUUUAUUUUAUAUUCUGACCAGUUCACCCAUAAGGGCCAGAAUAAAAAGGUAGGAGGAGGGAAAGAAUGCUGGCUGGAAGGUGAUAGAUGAAGCCAGGUGGGUGGGAAAGGUAAAGGACUGGAGAUGGAGGAAUCUGAUAGGAGAGGAGAGUCGAACACAGGAGAAAAGGAAAGAGAAGGGGCACCAAUGGAAAGUGGUAAAAAGGUGAGAUGUUACAGGUGAGAUAGGUGAAUAGAAGGAGUGAGAGGGGGAGGGAUAUUUUUCACCACUCCUCUCUCCUAUCAGAUUCCUUCAUCUCCAGUCCUUUACCUUUCCCACCCACCUGGCCUCACCUAUCACUUUCUAGCUAUCCUCCUUCCCCUCCCUCUACUUCUUUAUUCUGGUGUUUUCCCUCUUCCUUUCCAGUCCUGAAGAAAGGUCUUGGCUUGAAACGCUCAUUGUUCAUUUCCAUAGAUGCUGCCUGAUCUGCUGAGUUCAUCCAACAUUUUGUUUAUGGUGAUAUGAGUGAACUGGUCAGAAUAUAAAAUAAAAUUGUUUAGUUAUUUGCUUUGGGGAAUUGAAAUCUAUCCCUUGGAACUGUUCUAUGACAUGUUUUUCAUGGAAACCUGUACUGAUUUUACAUAAUUCUGCAGUAGGCUUACCAAGCCUCAACUUAUGACAGAUUUCUUGGAAGCAAGAAUUUUUUUUUGUAUUUGAAAAUGUUCUCAUAAUUUCUGAAAAUGCUAUGUAGAAAUGCAACUCCAUUAUGCAAGCUAUAUUGAACAUUAGUGGUAACUUUCCAAUUGACUCAACAAGUUUUUCAGAAUUGUAACAUUUGAUAACUUAAUCUGAGCACAAAAAACACAAGUUGUCAGUUAUAAGGGAGUGCAGUACAUUCUGAGACACCAUGCUAUUUAUUUUGUCCACACUGGAGUGUCAAAAAUGUCAAAUCACCUGCAGAUUAUUCCUCUGACCUGCCUUCAAAGUGGCUCUAAUUGCAAAGUACAAAAAAAAAACAAGGAAAUAGCACUGCUGCCCAAGAAUGAUCAACUAUUUGCACAGUUCAGUGUUGCUGCUACCUAAAAGGCCAGAGCUAUUUUUACAUUUCUAUGGGUACCAACUGAAAAGGGCAACAGACAGAAGCUGAAAGGCAACCAGAUAUUCAAGUGUCAGUCCCUGAAACAAAAAUGGUCACAUAUUGCCACUAAUUAUAUGUAAAUAAAAAAAAAUUCCAUUUUAUUUUUAGGAGAGAAAGCAAUCUCCUUCUUACUUAAAAGAAACAGAGAAAUUAAAGAGGAAAAAUAAAACUUCUAAUGUAUCACAUCGCUAAAUGAAUGAUGCAUUUUCUUUUUUCUUUUACAAGGUAAUAAUUUUGAGUGGUGCUGUCAGUUACUAUGUGAUAUAUGUAAAAUAGAGCACUUAUAAGGGCAAUUUAAAAGGAGAAAAUGUUCAAAGGCUUGACUACAACAGAAUGACUGCUAUAGAAGGACUAAAGAAAAUUAAAGGGAAAUGAGGAAGUAUCAAGCAUCAGGGUUGGUGAUUGGUUUAUUGCUCUCACAUGUACCAAAAUGCAGAAAAAUAUUUUAUUUGUAUGCUGUUCAAUCAGAUUAUUCUAGAUGUACAGAGUACAGUAUAUGUUAAAAAAAAGAUCAGAAUGCAAAGGUUGAUGUGAAUUCAAGAUUUCUCAUCAUUAUUAGAGGUGUGUUUGCUUCUUUUGAUGAGAAUUUACCAAAUGUAAAAUGGUAAAACCAUUAUUAGGUGUGAACAGUAUUUGUUUCUUUAAGGCUCACAGUCCUUUAAGAGGCAUAGGACUGAGUACUCUCUGGGUUGCAACAAAAUGUAUGUAAAAUUUUGAAGGAAUUAAACUUUUAAUAAAUGUA